Molecule: messenger RNA, 4040 nt
Organism: Mobula hypostoma (lesser devil ray)
Lineage: Eukaryota; Metazoa; Chordata; Chondrichthyes; Myliobatiformes; Myliobatidae
Product: zinc finger protein 420-like
Exons: 3
Coding region: 2018-3643 (541 amino acids)
Source: RefSeq, a predicted model, not a curated record
GAAAUCGGCUCCAGGAACCCCUGUUUCUGGGAAGAGGUCUCCAACUCUGAGUCGGGUGCUCAAUGCUUCCUUGUCACCAUCUCGUCUGUUCAGAUCAUUGGGAUGUCUCCCAUGGAUAACUUUUUCCUCCAUAGUGAUGAAUAAUUUUUCUAAGUUGGCCUCUCAUUUAAGUUUUCUGGUCUGUAUUUCUUAUCAGAAUUGCAUAUACCUGCAUGGUGUGCUGAAUCCUGUUUAUUUUGUAUGAAAAUGUAUACUUUAGAAAUCUUAUCAGACAGUUGGGUGACUUUUUUUAAUGUCUGUUAUAGCUCUUUCUCCUUCUGCCCUCGGUAGUGUUAAUCUAAGUGUGUUUGAGUGUAAAUAGUCUUUUCUAAAUUUGUCAUUUCAGUUUUUACUUUUCUUUGUAAAGUUUCCAGAUUGGAGGGGACCAAGAUAUUUCAAAAAUUCAAUUCAAAUUCAAGAAAUUUAUUGUCAUUCUAACCAUACAUCAGCUCUGCAGGGCAGAAUGAGACAGCGUUUCUCAGGGGCAGUGCAAUCAUAACAUAACAAACACAACACUAAAUUAUAAACAUAACAAUAAAUAGUAAAACACAGCAGCCACAUGUCAAUUAAAAUCAAGUUAUAGGUGUCCAGUGCAAGUUAAAAGUGUCCAAAGCAGAGUCAGGUAGAGCAGCUAUUUAGCAGUCUGACUGCCUGUGGGAGGAAGCUGUUUAGUAGUCUUGUGGUUUUAGUUUUGAUGCUCCUCUAACGUUUGCCUGAUGGCAGAAGAACAAACAGUUCAUGGAGAGGGUGUGAGGGGUCUUUAAUGAUGUACCGUGUCUUCUGGAGGCAUCGACUCUGAAAGAGAUCUUGGACAGAAGGUAGGGAGACCCCAAUAACCUUCUCUGCUCCCCUAACCACCCUCUGCAAGGCUCUUUUGUCGACAGCACUGCAGCUGGAGUACCAGGUUGUGAUGCAAAAGGUCGGCACACUCUCAACCACGCCUCUGUAGAAUGUAGUUAAGAUGUUAGUGGGGAGUUUACCUAAGGAAUACGAUAAUAUGGGUACAGCGCAAGUGUUUAUUGCCUUUGUUGUAGGCAUUGAUCCUGUGGAUAAGGCAUUAAUCACGUGGACAGAGUUGAAAUGGCUAACAUGUGGGGGCAUAAUCUUAUGGUGCUUGGAAAUGGGUGCAAAGGGGAUGUCAGUGGUAAUUUUUUUCACAAAGAGCAGGGUAGGUGCGUGGAAUGCACUGCAGGAUAAGGGGGUGGAGGCGUAUACAAUACGGUCUUUUAAAAGGCUCUUAGAUAGGUACAUGGAGCUUAGAAAAAUAAGGGGCAAUGCGGUAGGAAAAUUCUAGGCAUUUUCUAGUGUAGGUUCCGUGGCCGGCUCACCAUUGUGGGACGAAGAGCCUGUAAUGUUCUGUUGGUUUCCAUUUUCUCUGUUCUGUUUGCUAUACCAUGGAGAUUUGCCUUGAAGUAAAUGUUGUUAAAAGUUUUCCUUUUUGCACUAUUUUUCUAUUUUCAUUGUCUUUUGGUACUCCAGAUAGCUGGGUGUCCAGAGCUCUGAUGAAGGGUCUUGGCCCAAAAUGUUGAUUCUCAUCCAUAGAUGCUGCCUGACCUGCUGAGCUCCUCCAGCACUUUGUGUGUAUUGCUCCAGACUUCCAGCAUCUGCAGUGUCUUGUGUCCCAGAUACUUACAUGUUUAUUGAAAGGACACGCAGGUGAAAAAUAACAAGAAAUUUGUCUACGGGAAUCUCAACCACAACACACUCGUUUUGCUGUCUUUGUCUAGAUAUUUAAAAAGUGGAGCAGGGGAUUCACUCGAUCAUCCUUCCUGCUCAGAUAGUGGGAAUGGUUUCCACUGGUCAUUUCAACUGAAGGUACAUCAGCAAGUUCACACUGGGCAAGGCCAUUCACCUGUUCUGUGUGUGAGAGCGGAUUCAGUCGUCUUCUCACGUGUGGACACACCAGUCAGUUCACACUGGGCAGAGGCUGGUCAUCUGCUGAAUUUGUGGGGAAGGAUUCACUCGGUCAUCUGACCAAAUGGCUCACCAGCGAGUUCACACCGGGGAGCGGCCGUUCACCUGCUCGGAUUGUGGGAAGGGAUUCACUUGCUCAUCUAAACUGAAGGUACAUCAGCGAGUUCACACUGGAGAGAGGCUGUUCACCUGCUCAGAAUGUGGGAAGGGGUUCACUUGCUCAUAUAAACUGAAGGUACAUCAGAGAGUUCACACUGGGGAGAGGCCAUUCACCUGCCCAGACUGUGGGAAGGGAUUCACUCAGUCAUCCACCCUAAUGGCACACCAGCGAAUUCACACCGGGGAGAGGCCGUUCACCUGUUUGGACUGUGGGAAGGGAUUCACUUGCUCAUCCCAACUGAACGUACACCAGCGAGUUCACACUGGAGAGAGGCCAUUCACCUGCUCAAUCUGUGGGAAGGGAUUCACUUUGUCAUCUCAGCUACUGAUACACCAGUCAGUUCACACCGGGGAGUGGCCAUUCACCUGCUCGGACUGUGGGAAGGGAUUCACUUACUCAUCCCAACUGAAGGUACAUCAGCGAGUUCACACUGGGGAGAGGCCGUUCACUUGCUCAGUCUGUGGGAAAGGAUUCACUUUGUCAUCUCACCUACUGACACACCAGUCAGCUCACACAGGGAAAUGGCCAUUCACCUGCUUAGUCUGUGGGAAGGGAUUCACUCGGUCAUCUAAACUGAAGGUACAUCAAAGAGUUCACACAGGAGAGAGGCCGUUCACCUGCUCAGACUGUGGUAAGAGAUUCAAUCGGUCAUAUAAGCUGAAGGUCCAUCAGCGAAUUCACACUGGGGAGAGACCAUUCACCUGCUCAGACUGUGGGAAGGGAUUCACUCAGUCUUGUCAACUGAAGGUACAUCAGAGAGUUCACACUGGAGAGAGGCCAUUCACCUGCUCGGACUGUGGGAAGGGAUUUGCUUCAUCAUCUCAACUGAAGGUACAUCGGAGAGUUCACACUGGAGAGAGGCCAUUCACCUGCUCGGACUGUGGGAAGGGAUUCUCUCAGUUAUCCACCCUAAUGGCUCACAAGCGAGUUCACACCAGGGAGCGGCCGAUCACCUGCUCGGACUGUGGGAAGGGAUUCGGUUGCUCAUUGAAACUGAAGGUACAUCAGCGAGUUCACUCUGGAGAGAGGCCGUUCACCUGCUCAGACUGUGGGAAGGGAUUCACUCGAUCAUCUAAACUGAAGGUACAUCAGAGAGUUCACACUGGAGAGAGGCCAUUCAUCUGCUCAGACUGUGGGAAGGGAUUCACUCGGUCAUCCACCCUAAUGGCUCACCAGCGAGUUCACACUGGGGAGAGGCCGUUCACCUGCUUGGACUGUGGGAAGGGAUUCACUUACUCAUCCCAACUGAAGGUGCAUCAGCGAGUUCACACUGGGGAGAGGCCGUUCACCUGCUCAGUCUGUGGGAAGGGAUUCACUUCGUCAUCUCAACUGAAGGAACAUCAGCGAGUUCAUACUGGGGAGAGGCCAUUCACCUGCUCAGAGUGUGGGAAAGGAUUCACUCAGUCAUCCCACCUACAAGCACACCAGUCAGUUCACACAGGGGAGAGGCCAUUCACCUGCUCAGUGUGUGGGAAGGGAUACACUCGGUCAUUUCAACUACAGAGACACCAGCGAGUUCACACUGGGUAGCGGCCAAUCUCCUGCUUAGACUUUGAGAAGAGAUUCUGUCAGCCAAAUCAACCAAAUGUGCAUCACUGAGUUCACACUGGGGAGAGGCCUUUCACCUGCUGUGAAUGUGGGAAGCAGCUCACUUAGUUAUCUAACCUUAUGUAACUCUCGCUUCGGCUAGCAGCGUAGUAUAGGGGGUAAUAGCCUCCCAGCCCGGCCAAACUUAGAAAAUCUCAUUUGGGUGGAUGCUGCAUGGUGUGUCACCUGUUACAAAUCAGUACCCCGAAAUAACAAACGGUACACAAUAUGUGAUUAAACGAUCGAGCUUUGUAAUUCUUACUUUGACUAUAGGGUUAGUAAAAAAAACAAAAAAAAAGAAAAAGGAAUGCACAUCAAAGUUGCUGGUGAACACAGCAGG